Molecule: messenger RNA, 2889 nt
Organism: Oryza brachyantha (malo sina)
Lineage: Eukaryota; Viridiplantae; Streptophyta; Magnoliopsida; Poales; Poaceae
Product: pentatricopeptide repeat-containing protein At5g08305-like
Exons: 2
Coding region: 202-1665 (487 amino acids)
Biological process (GO): RNA modification
Molecular function (GO): RNA binding; protein binding
Source: RefSeq, a predicted model, not a curated record
UCGAGCUGAAACCAAUAUCACCGUUGGAGCAUGCAUCAGCUCUCAAACCAUACCACAUUGGAGCACUUUGCUUAAAUUCGUUCAUGCAAUCUUCACAGCAGGUCAUCGGCUGAAUUGAACUGAUGAUGUGUAAUCGCUUCAUCGUUCCGUGACAUCAUCAUCGCAUGAUAAAUUUUGUUCGACGGGGAUCUCUUGUGCCGGAUGCCGCCGCCGCCGCCGCCGCACCUCCUCCUCCUCCGCCGCCUCGACGGCCGCGCCGCGCUCUCCACUCCCCUCCUCGACACCCUCAUCCGCGCGGCCUCCGCCUCGGCGCCGCACCGCGCCUUCUCCCUCUUCCUCCUCCUGCUCCGCUCCGCGCUCCGCCCCUCCCACCUCACCUUCCCGUUCCUCGCCCGCGCCGCCGCGCGCCUCGCCUCCCCGCGCGCCGCGCUCGCGCUCCACGCGCAGCCGCUCCGCAGGGGGCUCCUCCCCGCCGACCUCCACGUCGCCAACUCCUUCGUCCACGCGUACGCCGCCUGCGCGCUCCCGGCCCUCGCGCGCCGCCUGUUCGACGAAAUCCCCCGCCCGAACGUCGUCUCCUGGAACGCGCUCCUCGACGGCUACGCCAAGUGCAGCGACCUCCCCGCCGCGCGCCGGGUGUUCGCGGGGAUGCCCCAGCGGGACGUGGUUUCGUGGAGCGCCAUGAUCGAUGGGUGCGUCAAGUGCGGCGAGCACCGGGAGGCUCUUGCGGUGUUUGAGAUGAUGGAGGCGUCAGCGGCCCGCCAUGGGGUCAGGGCGAACGAUGUCACAAUGAUCAGCGUUCUGGGGGCUUGUGCGCACCUGGGGGACCUUGUGCGGGGGAGGCAGAUGCACCGGUACCUGGAGGAGAAUGGGUUUCCAUUCAACCUCAGACUCGCAACCUCCCUCAUCGAUAUGUACGCGAAAUGUGGGGCAAUCGUUGAGGCACUCGAGGUUUUCCAAGCUGUGCCGGUGAAGAGUACUGAUGUUUUGAUAUGGAACGCUGUGAUUGGUGGUCUCGCAGUUCAUGGGAUGAGCCGGGAGUCAGUGCAGAUGUUCCAGAAGAUGGAGCAUUCUGGGGUUGCACCGGACGAGAUCACAUACCUUUGUCUGUUAAGUGCCUGUGUGCAUGGUGGUUUGGUGGAUGAGGCUUGGAGGUUCUUUCGCUCGCUUGAAGCUCAAGGGCUGAGACCACAUGUUGAACACUAUGCUUGCCUUGUCGACGUGCUUGGUCGAGCAGGUCGUUUGGAGGAAGCAUAUGGUGUCGUUAAGUCUAUGCCGAUGAAUCCCAGUGUUUCUGUACUUGGUGCUCUCUUGAAUGCCUGUCAUCUCCAUGGAUGGGUGGAGCUGGGGGAGGCAGUCGGCAGGCAGCUUGUCCAGUUGCAGCCAGACCAUGAUGGCCGGUACAUUGGUCUGUCCAAUAUCUAUGCUGUUGCUAGGCGGUGGCAAGAGGCAAAAAAAGCGAGAAAGGUGAUGGAGGAGAGAGGUGUCAAAAAGGUUCCUGGAUUUAGUGAGAUUGAUGUUGGCAGAGGGCUCUGCAGAUUCAUUGCCCGAGAUAAGACUCACCCCAGCUCAGAAGAGAUUUAUGCUUUGCUGAAACUCAUAGCAGUGGAUAUGAAAAUGAAGGAUGAUAUCACCAUUCCAGAUUAUACCUGUAUGUACUGCUAGCAAGAUGGUUGCAACUGUGGACUUCUCUCUAAAAGAAUCACACACAAUUUGAAUUGUGCAAGGGUGUUUGCAGCUCCCAAUUCUGGCUGCAUACACUGAAUUUAUAAUUUUAUAUUGCUUUGAGGAAGUAAAACUACCAGCUACGGCCUAAUUGUGAGCAAACAUCGGAGGCAGAUAAUUGAAUUUUGAGAAGAAAUGCAUGUGAGACAUGUUUGCUAAUGACAACAGAGAUAUCGAAGUAUGGGUGCGACAAUAGUCUUAGAUGUUUCUGAGCUGCCUUUCAGUAUAAGCUAAUCAGAGCACCGAGAAAACAUUUACAAUCACAGUAACUCCAUGGUUGUUUCUGUUACAAAACAGAUAACAUAAAGCAUCUGGAUCAGCUUUCUUCAGGAGCAGUAACUUGUGUCUUCAACGACAACUUGUAUGGACUAUUUGAUCAUCAGACAGGAAAUGAAUAUUUCAAGUAUGAAAAUUUGUGGACUAUUGCAACAGAUGGGACUUUUCUUUCUUGAAAACCAAACAAGUAUGUCUGAUAUGUCACUCAUACAAAUAUGGCUGGGUCCACUGAUUGUUUGCAUGAUGCACAAGGUGAUGUUGCACUCUGAUUACUGUGUUUCUAUAGAUGGCUUCAACUGCAACUUGUAUGGACUAUUUGAUCAUCAGACAGGACAAAUGAAUAUUUCAAGUAUGAAAAUUUGUGGACUACCGCAACAGACGGGACUUUAGUUUCUUGAAAACCAUACAAGUAUGUUUGAUAUGUCACUCAUACAAAUAUUGCUGGGUCUUCUGAUUGUUUGCAUGAUGCAAAGGUGAUGUUGCACUCUUAUUACUGUGUUUCUAUGGAUGGCUUCAACUGCAACUUGUAUGGACUAUUUGAUCAUCAGACAGGACAAAUGAAUAUUUCAAGUAUGAAAAUUUGUGGACUAUUGCAACAGACGGGACUUUAGUUUCUUGAAAACCAUACAAGUCUGAUAUGUCACUCAUACAAAUAUGGCUGGGUCCUCUGAUUGUUUGCAUCAUGCAAAGGUAAGAAAGAUUGGAAGAACUACAUCGAAGCUUGCUCUACUGUGGAUUGCCUACUGAGCAACAUCCAAUGUGCCACCUCUGAAACCAUAGUAUAUAUGUCAUUCAAAAUAUGCCGGCAUGUUGCAGUGAGAAGAGAUGCCUCAAGGAACUGUAAAUGCUGGGCAAAAAAAGGAUAGUUCGUCUAAUCACGUACAGCAG